AUGCAACAAAUCUUUCAAAAUAUUGUUGAUCAAGGAGAAGCAUUAUACCCUUUAUUGUUGGUAAAUCGUUACUGGUGUAAAAAUGUUGUGCCAUUCUUAUGGUCACGACCUUUUGAGAAUUUAUUACCCGAGAAUAGAUUUAAAAUCAUGUGCAUUUAUCUAUCUUCUCUUGAUGAACAAGAACAAUUAAUAUUAUCUUCUGCAUUAAAGCAUUAUGAUAUUAAUUUGCCGAAAAUACAAAAACCUUUAUUUAAUUAUCCCAUAUUAUUAAAAGAAUUUUCUUUCAAGAAUUUAGAAAUGAUUGUACAUUCAUUUGUUUAUAGAUGGAGUUGUGAUCAUUGUACCAUAAAAGAUUUAGACGAACAAAUGAAUAUAAUAACUUCUUCUUUAUGCAAGUUAUUCUUAAAACAUUCCACAAGUUUAAGAUCAUUUAAAUUAGAUAAAUUUCUAACCCAUUGUGAUAUACCAGAAUGUAAUAAUAUUUUCGAUUAUAACUUUAAUAACUUUAAUAAUAUUUAUAAUAAUUUCUCGGAUUUAUUAAAUAUUUCAAAACUUGAAAUUGAUUAUACAACAACUCCAAUUAUGAAAAAUUCUAUUCAAAUUUUAAAUAUAAUUUCAAAAUUAUGUAAACGAAUUAGAAUCUUGGAUGUUAAAAUUCCCCCUUUUACUGAUAAAAUUCCCGAAAUUACCAAAGGAAUUAUAAAGAUUAUAAGAUCACAAGAAUGUUUAAAAGAAUUUAAUCUUGAAGGUGUGGAUAGUGAAGAAUCUAAAGAAAUUAUUUUAGCACUAAGAACUCAAGCCGCAACUUUAAAUAUAGUUAAAUUUGAGAAUAUUAAUUUAACUACGUCUUCAUUAUUAUCUUUAACUUAUUGUACUAAUUUAGAAAUAUUAUCAAUGUUAAAUUCAUCAGGAGAAGAUUCAUUACAAGAUAUAACUUUUGAUGUAAUAACACAUGAAACUAUUAAUUCAAUAAUACAAAAUUGUCCAAAUAUCAGGAACUUAACAUUACUCAAUUAUCAACCUAGACAACAUAAUCCUCUUUUAAAUUCUUUAUUUCUAAAUUUAAUUCAUAUCACACAUCUUACACUUCAAAUUAAUCAUAAGAAUAUGAGUUAUGAAAAUAUGAUUAUUUCGGGAAAAAAUUUACCUCCAAAUUUAGAAUAUUUAAAAUUAAAAUGUGGUUUCACUUCUGUACAAUUAGAUGGAUUAUUAAAUGAUUGUGGAGAAAAUGCUAAAUUAAAAGUUUUAAUUAUUGAUUUUAUGAAAGUUCUAUACAUGGAUCUCAAAGUUAUAAUGAAAUUUGUAAAGUGUAGAAGAACAUUAAAAUAUUUGGGAAUUAAUGGACGUGUAGGAUGGGGAGGAAAAGAAAUGAAGGAAUUAGAAGUUCUCAAAGAAAAAUUCGGUGUUCAUGUUAUUCCAUGGUAUGAAGUUGAUAAGUGGUAA
This is a messenger RNA of Diversispora eburnea, 1443 nucleotides long. Lineage: Eukaryota; Fungi; Glomeromycota; Glomeromycetes; Diversisporales; Diversisporaceae. The record is from the annotation of a GenBank genome assembly.